This is a messenger RNA of Phytomonas sp. EM1, 1407 nucleotides long. Lineage: Eukaryota; Euglenozoa; Kinetoplastea; Trypanosomatida; Trypanosomatidae. The record is from the annotation of a GenBank genome assembly.
AUGCAACAACCUGUAAAACAUCAGAUCCAGCCCAUUGACUCCCUUACCCCCUUUCUCGGUGGGAAGUGGUGGAUUCGCGCUCGUGUGGCCGAUAAGUCUGACAUCCGCACCUGGAACAAACCCACUUCACAAGGCAAAUUGUUCUCAUUUACCCUUCUCGAUGAAUCCUCGGCCAUUCGUGCAACGGUAUUCAACGACGCUGUUGACACGUUUGAGCCGCUCAUUGAGAACGGUCAGGUGUACUACUUUAGUGGUGGACAGGUCAAGAAUGCUAACCGUCGGUUUAGCAACGUGAAUAAUGAUUACGAGCUGACUUUUGACAGUAACUCGGAGAUUAUGCUGGCGCGUGAUGGCUCUUCUAUGACGCUGCCGUUUCAGCGGUACAAUUUUGUACCGAUUGAGCUGCUGAAGCAACGCGAGGUCGGUUCUCUCGUCGAUAUUCUUGCUGUUGUGUUACUUAAUGGGGAGCUCACCUCCAUCACACAGAAGUCGACCGGGCGCGCGCUCAUCAAGCGCAACGUGAAGGUCGGGGACAUGACGGCCGCGGUGGAGGUCACAUUAUGGGGUGAUGAGGCCAAGACCUGGACGUACGACCUCGGCACCGUCGUCGCGUUGCGCCACCUCAAAGUUGGCAGCUUCGACGGGAUCACGCUCUCCACCACCUUUCAGACCAAGAUCGACGCCAACCCCGCCGAUGUCGUCGAUGUGAAGAAGCUCGCGAUGUGGUACGUCUCCACCGGGGGCACCAAUGUGCCCUUGCUCUCCUCCCUUGGACGCGGCCUCGGGGCCGGGGGUGGGGCCGGCGACGAGAGCAAUCGUGGCCGGAAGUACUUCUCCGAGAUCCUCUCCGAAGGCAUUGGCCGCGGCGCCAAGCCGGACUACGUUGACACCCGCUGUGUCCCAAUCUACAUGAAGCAGGACUCGCACUGGUACGACGCGUGCCCGACGUGCAAUAAGAAGGUCACCGCGGAGGGCACUCAAGGGGAUCGCUUUCGUUGCGAAAAGUGUGACGCACUGGUGACCCCGACCCAGCGCUACCUCAUCUCCAUUCACGUCAGUGACAACGUCUCACAGAUGUGGUUGACGUUGUUUAAUGAGGCCGGGACGGAGUUCUUCGGGAUGUCGGCGCCGGAGCUCAAGGCGUUCGCGGAUAAGGAUCCGAUGUUCAUUGCGAAGCUCGCGCAGAACCGGAUCAACCGGCCGAUUCUGAUGCGGCUGCGGGUGAAGGAGGAGAGCGUGCCCAACGCCCUUCCUGGGGAGGAAUCGGACCGGCUCCGAAUUACUGCGGUGCGAAUUACGGAGUUUAUGCCAAUUGCUGGGGUAAGCGAGGACGUCCGACGGCGUCUGGCGCUGAACUUGAGGGCUGAAUGUGACGACCUGAUCAAAUGCAUUAGUGCAUACGUAUGA